Messenger RNA from Orbicella faveolata, 3026 nucleotides. RefSeq lists its product as uncharacterized. The record is from RefSeq and is a predicted model, not a curated record. Lineage: Eukaryota; Metazoa; Cnidaria; Anthozoa; Scleractinia; Merulinidae.
AUGUCAACCAAUAAGUUUUAUGUAGAGAGCGAUUUCGAGCACUCAGACUCGGAAUCCAGUCGUCUAAUGCUUUCGGGCAAUCCUAUAAAGACGAUAGGACCAGAGGCAUUUAAAUUUGGUGAUUAUCCUCUGCAAAUGAAUCCUGAUAAUUCAUACACAGAGGCUAUCGAACUCAACAUAUGGAUACAUUAUGAUCUUAUUGGAGUUCUGUUGACCACAGGAUUCAGAGAAGUACCUGACAAUAGCUGGGAUUAUGUCACACUUCUACCAUGUCCACUGGGAACAUUUUCUAACUCUUCCUCAGAAAGAAUUCAAGGAUGCACGGAAUGCUCUCCAGGUGGUUUUUAUUCUGACGAUUUUGGUUAUGUGGCCCAAGACUGCAAGAAAUGUCCAAAUGGCUCUUAUGUUCCAUAUGACCAAACUCCAGGAAAAUCAGUCCUUGAUUGCAAGACAUGUCCCCAAGGUACAGAAACUGACUUUUUCGCUGGAUAUCGUGCUUGUGUGUGCCUGGAAGGUUAUUAUCGAACUCAUCUAUUUGAGGAAAGCUACAAAUGUGGUCAAGGUGGACUGUUAUGCCAAGAUGACUACGCUUCUUUGAAAACAGGCCACUGGUGGCAAUGGAGUAACGAGACAUACAAACAGCGUUACAGAGAAUUUAUCGAAAAUCUUUUGGCAUCCUCACCAGCAUUGGAUAAUUCCUCCAUAAAAUUCCCUUUUCCGAUUCCAACGCCUUACAAGUGCCCAGUAGAAUAAUCUUGUAUAGGUGGUUUGGAUUCACUGUGUGAGAAUGGGUACGAAGGGCCACUCUGUGGAGUUUGCAGUACAGGAUACUAUAAGCAGCUGCAGGUAUGCAUACAAUGUCCAUCAAAGAAGCUUAAGUGGAUUGCAGGACAGUUGUUAAUCAUAGUAACUAUUGUGCUGAUCAUCGUUGUACUUGUGGUGUGGAAGACCAAAAGAAACACUGAUAAGUACCGCGGACGCUUCCUAGUAGACAUGUUAUUCUCCAAGCUUAAGAUCGUCAUCGGCUUUUAUCAGGUUACUAAUGGCCUACUGGAGGCUUUCUCUUACAUAAAAUGGCCGGGAUCUUUGGAAGUUAUCGCCAAGUAUUCAGGAAUACUCCAGAUGAAUUUAUUUCAGAUAACACCCGUUAACUGCCUCUCUCCGGGAUUACACUUAGAUGCCUUUGGAGACUUAUGCCUGAUUAUGUCAUUGAAUUUCGCUGUCAUUGGCACUUUUGGAGUUGUUUACGGGAUGUACAAGUUAAUCAUCUUAAAAAAUCAAAACCUUGAUGACGAAGAAAAGUCAAACAGAAUCUCACAGACAAAAGAGUUUGUGUACAAGAAUUUGUUUUUCUUCAUGUAUGUCACUUAUCUGAGCACGUGUUCCAAGACAGCCAGUGUCCUGCCGUUUGCCUGCCGAGAGCUUUGCAGAGAUGAAAAAGAAGAACUAUGCAAAGCGUACCUCAAAGCAGAUUACAGCGUACAGUGCCAAGUAGCAAAGUACAACUACUUGCUCAUCGUGACAUACAUUUCCACCGCAUAUAUCAUUGCCUUACCUGCGGCCUCAUUCAUCGCCCUCUGGAGAAAACGCAGAUUAGCAUUAGCCUCAACGAACAGGGAUACAGGAUCUAGCACAGAAAUGAUCACAGGAUUGGGUUUUCUCUUUGAAAACUACCAACCUCGUUCAUGGUAUUGGGAACUGGUUGAAAUGUCUCGUAAGGUAAUCCUGACAUCUGUUCUCUUUCUCGUGGGACAAGAGAGCCGAUCCUACAUUGGUUUGGCAUGGGUCGUCGCUGGAAUGUAUGGAAUUGUUUUCUGUUGGGUCAAACCCAUCCAAGAUGCGUUCGAGAACAGAUUGAUGUCUACAUCUCUCGCCGUCACUGUUUUCAACUUGGGUAUUGGAGCCGUAAGUCGAAUUCCAGCCGAGAAUAUACCAGGCUUGAUUGACCGUGACACAGAGGCAGUGACAUUCAAGAUAUUGAUAAUUGGGGCAAACACGUUAGUGAUUGGCCAGCUUGCUGGUAAGAUGUACCAUUAAGGAAUAAAUUGGUUUACCAAAUAUUAUCUCGAUGAUUUCUUAUUUUCAUGUUUAUUUGAAGCCUCGUUGAGAACUGCAACUUGUUAAGUUUAGUUAACAAUUGUUUCCCGCAAUAGAGGUGGCUAGUUGGGGUCGUUAUAUAGCUGGAGUUUAAUUGAAUCUAAUGGGUGUUCUUAUUUAUGCGUUCUUAUCAUUGUUUUUUUUUUCUAAAAUCUCGGAAAAACAAAACUAAGGCCUAGGGCAAACGUCGACUUAAUUCUAAAGAGUCGACUUAAUUCCAGCGUGGUAGCAAACGUCGAACCUGCGUCAUCCUACUUCACAAGUUGCACUUCAUUAAAACACGGGAAUAAGCACGUCUCCCCGUGCUAUUCACUCUAUGCGCGACUAGUUACUGCUAGGACUUUCUAGCGAAAUGCCGAUACUCUUCUCUUCAGACAACGGUAGACCCGGCACGGCUCUCUUUAGGUCCCUGUCACAAGCCUCGCAGUAUGCAAUGUAACGAUAAGUCUUACGGCUCGCUUGUCGUGUAUUGGCCUGCACUUGGGAAUUUGGCAAAUAUCUAGAUUAACAGCUAAAACACUUGACGGGUGAACGGAUAAAUGGUUUGGCAAAUAGUGAUCUUCGCUGAGAAACGUUGCGGAGCGGGGAAUAACUCUGCUGAGCCACUGGCUUGACAGCCGGCACUCGUUACGUGAUGCCAGAGGCACAGGGAACUUGUUUCUAUGCUCUACUCCAGCGACGACACAGUAGAAAACCAGGAAACUUCUUUGGAACUCAACAAAUCUUUAUUCUUGACAGUACUUCACACUAUCUCAUAGUAUAAGCUGAUUUUGGUAAUCUAUUUACAACAGUUUUCGCGUUACUUAUGUACUAACUUAGGUAAAUACAGUUGUCUUUCGCUAUUGGUUUCUACUACAAAAGAUAUGUAUUGUGCAUGAGGACAAAAUUAGUUUUUCAUGCGAAAGAUUGAUGUAUCUAUUAUUUCCAUU